This is a messenger RNA of Dicrocoelium dendriticum, 918 nucleotides long. The record is from the annotation of a GenBank genome assembly. Lineage: Eukaryota; Metazoa; Platyhelminthes; Trematoda; Plagiorchiida; Dicrocoeliidae.
GUAUUGUCUGGUGACUAGCCGCUCCGCUGGGUACCCAGUUAGCGAGUUCAGGCACUAUGUGUUCUGAACGAUCCACCGCAUUUUCUCCUCAUAGACAGAAAUAUGCUUCCGACCCACCACAAGUUCAACGCAUUUCUCCGUCUAAUCAUUCCCACAUCUCCGGAUGACGCUCCAGGCCAGAUAGCGUCCUUAUGGACAGUGCUUCUCGAUACAGAUGAGGGCAGACUUCAGCAAUGCAUUCUUCCUAGGCGCGUCCUUAUGAAUUGCCUACAAAUUCUCCACGUCGAUACGUCAAACGGGAUUCCCUUGGAGACAAUUCGAUCUUUUUUAUUGAACAAUUCUUUCAUCUUCGUGUCUAAACCAAAUGCCCACAAACAACCUCUAAUCACUGAAAUGCUUCCCAGUUUCGGGUCCAUGCCUUCACACCGUGAUUGUCCUCGUUUGUCUCCCGAGUACCACGAAUCCUUGUCCGAAACGAGUGCCAGUGUGAUCUCUUGUGUGUCAGAACUCUAUCAGGACUCACUGCUUUCCAGCCCCUCUAUUCAUCAAUGCCAAACGCUGCGAUCAGUACGACAUCAAUCGACACCGAUCUCUCACCGAUUAACACUGAAACGCUGCGCAUCACAAUCCUUUAAUCGGUCCGCAGAUUUGUUUGAUUGAGUAUCAUGUAUGCAGUAUUUUCCUUUAUUUAUUUUGGACCCCUAUUUCCUUGGCAGAAAACAAUUGCUCUGAUAAUUUGUUUCCUUGUAAUUUCGACUUGGUUACAGUGAGAGUGCCCCAUUUCGCCGGCUACUUGGCUUUUCAAAACAGCCUCAGUGGUUUCUAUUUGUUUAUGUAACUUCACCGGGCAACGUUCUCUCAUCGCGCAAUUUUAGUGGACUUUUACUUCUUUUGUAGAAGCAUGAUUUACCUUACUAA